Messenger RNA from Phasianus colchicus (ring-necked pheasant), 955 nucleotides. It is a transcript of the gene MVB12A, whose product is annotated as multivesicular body subunit 12A. Gene Ontology annotation, biological process: endosome to lysosome transport via multivesicular body sorting pathway; viral budding; regulation of epidermal growth factor receptor signaling pathway. The record is from RefSeq and is a predicted model, not a curated record. NCBI's taxonomy places the organism in Eukaryota, Metazoa, Chordata, Aves, Galliformes, Phasianidae. Gene Ontology annotation, cellular component: ESCRT I complex; cytosol.
GCCCCUUUUUACCUCAGAGAGGAGGCGGCCAUCAUGGCGGCGGAGGAGGAAGCGGCGCCGCUGAGCGGUGUGGGCUGGGCGGCGGGACCCGAGGCGGCUCCAGCGGGCUGGAGCGUGAUCACCGCCAGCGUUGAGGGCAGCGCGGCCAACCUGGGCAAAGGCUUCGGGCACAAGGGCGGGUACCUGUGUGUGAGCACCGCAGCUCCGGGCUCGGCUGGCUCUGUGGUGACUGACGUCCAGGUGCUGAGCGACCGAAGUCCGCAGCCCCCGGGCUACAGCCGCGCCCCCGAGUUCCCAGAGCCUCGUUCCGGUGUGUCCCGUAAGAAGAGGCUCUAUGUGAGGUUGCAGCCCCGUGGGGCUGCUGAGACGGCCGUGUUUGACAUCAAACUGAGUGGGAAGAGCAGAGCUGUGCCACAGUACAUGAAGAUCGGGGAAAUCGGUAGCUUUGCCAUCUGGUGUAAGAAAGGAGCCCUUCCCAAAUGCAGCCCUCCUCCUGUCCCCAAGCCCAGGACAGUCAGCCUGGGGCUGAAGCAGCUCUCAUUGGCUGACUCUGAACAGCAGUCACCAGAGAAGCCCGUGGCUCGCUCUGGCUCCAGGUGUGCUUCCUUCACGCUGCACAACUCGGCUGAUGACGGCUCCAACAUCUACAACCUCUCAGCAAUGGAUGGAGUCCCUUUCACACUACACCCCAAAUUCGAGCGCAGCCCCAAAUCUGACAGCAAUGCUAUUCUCACUGACCUGACUGUCAAAUCGCUCGCUGACAUUGAGAAAGAGUACAACUACACCUUUGUAGUGGAACGGACGGCGGCCGCUCGCCUCCCUCCCUCCAUUUGCUGACACCACUCAGUGCUGCCAGGAUGUGAAGCACUGACCCACACUCCCUCCCUCCCUAAGAUCCAAUUACAGGAAGUGCUGAGGGGUGACAAUAAAGGCGUUUCUCUCAUCGCCUGCCAAA